UAGAUAUAUACUGACGAUUGGCGUGCUUGGUUUAAAUUCAUUAUAACUUUAAUAGCGAUAUGGGUAAGAUAAUGGAAAGUUGCGACGACCUUGCCGGUGCUUCGAUUGGUUCGUGUCUGGUGGGCUGAUGGCCAAUGUGUUGCUGAAUUGCUCUUUACAGAGUUGACCGGCUGACAUCUUUAACUUGACGGUCAUUAGAUAGUGACUUGUAAACCACUGCCACUUGUUGCUCCGGAGAAGAGUUAUCAAAAUCUUGUCAUUCAGUUUCGACCUGCGGAAUAAUUUACAUCAUGACAGAACCUGUAGCAGAUAUUGCCUUGAUCGGCCUCGCUGUGAUGGGACAGAACUUGAUCUUAAAUAUGAAUGAUCAUGGAUUCAUUGUAUGCGCCUACAACCGCACAACAGACAAAGUCAAAUCGUUUUUAGAAAAUGAAGCCAAAGGCACAAAAGUCCUUGGUGCUUUCAGCUUGGAAGAGAUGGUUCAAAAGCUAAAAUUGCCACGUCGUGUCAUGUUAUUAGUAAAAGCUGGCCCCGCUGUGGAUGCUUUCAUUGAGAAGUUAGUACCACUCUUGUCAUCUGGAGAUAUCAUUAUUGACGGAGGUAAUUCUGAGUACCAAGACACUCAGAGGCGUACUGAAGAACUUGAGAAAAAGGGGCUUCUUUUUGUUGGUAGUGGUGUUAGUGGAGGAGAGGAUGGUGCCAGAUAUGGUCCAUCACUUAUGCCAGGGGGUAACCCUAAAGCUUGGCCUCACAUCAAGCCUAUUUUUCAGGCAAUUUGUGCUAAGUCUAAUGGAGAGCCUUGCUGUGAUUGGGUAGGAGAAACCGGUGCUGGACACUUUGUAAAAAUGGUUCACAAUGGAAUUGAGUAUGGCGAUAUGCAGUUGAUUAGUGAAGCAUAUCAUAUCAUGAGAAACGGACUGGGGCUUAAUCCACAAGAAAUGAGUGAUGUUUUUGGUCAAUGGAAUAAGGGGGUGCUUGACUCCUUCCUGAUUGAAAUCACCAGAGAUAUUUUGAAGUAUAAAGACGAAAAAGGAUACCUUUUAGAAAGGAUCAGAGAUACGGCUGGACAGAAGGGUACGGGAAAAUGGACAGCCAUCGCUGCUCUGGAUUAUGGCAUCCCCGUUACUCUAAUCGGAGAAUCUGUAUUCUCGAGGUGCCUUUCCUCUUUACAAAGUGAAAGAAUAGAAGCCAGCUCUGUCUUGGAAGGACCGAACAGUCUUUAUCAAGGUGAUAAAAAACAAUUCAUAGAACAUCUUGGAAAAGCACUCUACGCAUCAAAAAUCAUCUCAUAUGCCCAAGGGUUUAUGCUUCUAAGAGAAGCUGCUAAAGUCCAUAAUUGGAACCUCAAUUAUGGGGGUAUCGCUCUCAUGUGGAGAGGUGGAUGCAUUAUUAGAAGCGCUUUCUUGGGUAAUAUUAAACAGGCUUUCGAUAAAAAUCCAAAGUUGACGAAUCUGUUACUUGACGAAUUUUUCGCUAACGCAAUGAAAGAAUGUCAAGCCAGUGCUAGGGUGGUUGUUGCAACAGCCGUCACCCUCGGGAUACCAACACCAGCUCUCUCUACUGCCUUAGCAUUCUAUGAUGGAUAUAGAACCGCACGUCUCCCGGCAAAUUUGCUGCAGGCCCAGCGGGAUUAUUUCGGUGCUCACACGUAUGAGUUACUUGGUGCAGAAGGGAAAUUUGUGCACACUAACUGGACAGGUCAUGGAGGGAAUGUAUCCGCAUCCACCUAUGACGCGUAGAUAACGUUGUUUUGAAGUAAACAAAAACUACCCUAUUAUAGAUUCUUGGUUAGCAUCUAUGUCAUUUCGGGGUAGUUUUUGUCCCGAUUUCAACGGAGUCAUUUGCUGUUAAAAAGUGGUAUUUUUGUAAGUAAACUCUAAACUUCAACUGUGUUGAAACAAAUUAAUUGUACUAAGGAUCAAAUGAUUAUACUGACUACUUAAUACAUGUGUAUAGGAUGUUAUAAUUAAAUUUCAGUAGUCAGAGUAACAAAUUAUUGACAUAGAUAUAUUUACAGCAUCGUUUAUUUAUUACUUUUGACGGGUCUAGCAUUCCAAAACCAUUCUGUCAUAGACAUGUACAUUUUGGAAUGUCAUUUAAAUUAUAUCUUGUGAUGACAAAAUAAAGCAAAUCAUAAAAAGUAA
Athalia rosae (coleseed sawfly) is the source of this 2144-nucleotide messenger RNA. It is a transcript of the gene Pgd, whose product is annotated as 6-phosphogluconate dehydrogenase, decarboxylating. NCBI's taxonomy places the organism in Eukaryota, Metazoa, Arthropoda, Insecta, Hymenoptera, Athaliidae. Gene Ontology annotation, biological process: pentose-phosphate shunt; pentose-phosphate shunt, oxidative branch. Gene Ontology annotation, cellular component: cytosol. Bases 291 to 1739 code for a protein of 482 amino acids. The record is from RefSeq and is a predicted model, not a curated record. Gene Ontology annotation, molecular function: NADP binding; phosphogluconate dehydrogenase (decarboxylating) activity. The transcript has 5 exons.